Myodes glareolus (Bank vole) is the source of this 375-nucleotide messenger RNA. The record is from RefSeq and is a predicted model, not a curated record. Lineage: Eukaryota; Metazoa; Chordata; Mammalia; Rodentia; Cricetidae.
AUGUGCCACACCAGCUGCUCCUCAGGCUGCCAGCCUGCCUGCUGUGUGUCCAGCCCCUGCCAGCCCUCCUGCUGUGUGUCCAGCCCCUGCCAGCCCUCCUGUUGUGUGUCCAGCCCCUGCCAGCCCUCCUGCUUUGUGUCCAGCCCCUGCCAGUCAUUCUGCUGCAGGCCUGCUAUCUGCAUUCCUGUGAGAUACCAGGCGGCCUGCUGUGUGCCCGUGAGCUGCAGACCCACUGUGUGCAUAGCUCCCUCCUGCCAGUCCUCUGUGUGUGUGCCUGUGAGCUGCCGGCCUGUCUGUGUGACCUCCUCCUGCCAGUCAUCCGGGUGCUGCCAGCCCUCCUGCCCCACCCUGGUCUGCAGACCCUCCUGCUGCUGA